GGAAGAGGAAAGGGCGGUGCCGAGGAGGAGGAGGAGCCCGUCUCGCCGAGGUGGCAGCCUGCUCCGCCCUGCGCUCCUGGCCCCCUGCUUUCCGCUGGGCCAGGCGGAAAUGAGCCGUGGGACAGGGGGUGGAGCCCCUAAGCUGGGCCUAGCGCGGGAAAGGACCAGGGACCCCCUGUCCCCAAGGCCGCCCGCUCGGCACAGUGACCCUGCCAGGGCCAGCUUCGCGAGCCACACCCCCGUCCGCUCCGGGGAGCACGCCCCCUCACGUUCGGCCCCGCCCAUCACGACCCCUUUGGGGCCCAACGACCGCCAGCUUCUCCUCGGUCUGCAGUGUGCGUCCCCGGCGUGGAAGACAGGAUGGUGGGGGAGCUCCGCUACAGAGAAUUCAGGGUGCCCCUGGGGCCUGGCUUGCACGCCUAUCCUGAUGAGCUGAUCCGGCAGCGGGUGGGCCCCGAUGGGCACCCUGAGUACCAGAUCCGCUGGCUCGUCCUCAGGCGAGGAGAGGAUGGGGAAGGGGGCCCUGGCCAAGUGGACUGCAAGGCUGAGCACAUCCUGCUGUGGAUGUCUGAUGAUGAGAUCUAUGCCAACUGUCACAAGAUGCUGGGCGAGGAUGGCCAGGUCAUUGGGCCCUCUCAGGAGUCUGCAGUGGAGGCUGGGACCCUGGACAAAUCUGUGCUGGAGGAGAUGGAAACAGAUGUGAAGUCUCUGAUUCAGAGGGCCCUUCGGCAGCUGGAGGAGUGUGUCGGCACCGUCCCUCCUGCCCCUCUGCUCCACACUGUCCACGUGCUCAGCGCCUAUGCCAGCAUCGAGCCCCUCACUGGGGUCUUCAAAGACCCAAGGGUCCUAGACUUGCUCAUGCACAUGUUGAGUAGCCCCGAUUACCAGAUUCGCUGGAGUGCGGGACGGAUGAUACAGGCUCUGUCCUCCCAUGAUGCUGGGACGAGGACCCACAUCCUUCUGUCACUGAGCCAGCAAGAGGCUGUUGAGAAGCACCUGGAUUUUGACAGCCGCUGUGCCCUGCUGGCGCUGUUUGCACAGGCCACGCUGGCCGAACACCCCAUGUCUUUUGAGGGCAUUCAGCUGCCACAGGUCCCAGGAAGGCUGCUUUUCUCCCUGGUGAAGCGGUAUUUGCAUGCCACCUUCCUCCUGGAUCAGCUGAACAGCAGCACCCAGGAAUCAGGAGCCCCUGCAGAAUUGAGUGAGGAGAAAGGCCGACUGGAUCUGGAAUUCAGUAUGGCCAUGGGCACCUUGAUCUCAGAGCUGGUGCAGGCCGUGCACUGGGACUACACCUCAAGCAGACCAGGCAGCUCGGCACGGUCCCCCUGUUCCAUCUUCCAGCCUCAGGCAGCAGAUGCCAGCCGGGGGCUACCACUCAGCCAGGUCCGGCACUCCUUUAGGAGAAGGUCACGGCGGUUCCGACCUCGAACAGAGUUUGCAAGUGGCAAUACCUAUGCCUUAUACGUUCGGGACGUGCUGCAGCCAGGCAUGCGAGUGCGGAUGCUGGAUGAUUAUGAGGAGAUCAGUGCUGGGGACGAGGGCGAGUUCCGGCAGAGCAAUAGUGGUGUUCCCCCUGCACAGGUGUGGUGGGAGUCCACAGGCCGCACCUACUGGGUGCACUGGCACAUGCUGGAGAUCCUGGGCUUUGAGGAAGACAAUGAGGACUUGAUGGAGGCUGCUGACCACCAGGGGGCAGUGGUCAGCGGAGUCCUGAAUGGAGUGCUACCCUCCUGGCGCUGGAAGCCUAUGACUGAGCUGUAUGCUGUGCCUUACGUGCUGCCCGAGGACGAGGACCCAGAGGAGAGUGCGCACCUGAGCCAGGCUGAGUGGUGGGAGCUGCUGUUCUUCAUCAGGAAGCUGGAUGGGGCUGACCAUCAGGAAGUUCUCCAGAUGCUGCAGGAGAACCUGGACGGGGAGCAUGUGCUGGACGAUGAGAUCCUGUCUGAACUGGCUGUGCCUGUGGAGUUAGCCUGCAAUCUGCUAGAGGCUCUGCCACAGAGACUGGAUGACAGUGCCCUCCGGGAUCUGCUCAACUGCCGAGUCUACAGGAAGUACAGCCCCAAGGCUCCAGCAGGGCAGCUGGCCUACCCACCCCUUCUCCAAGCCCAGGCCCAGGAAGAUGCAACCAGAGCAGAAGAGGAGGAGCCCCGCUCUCAGAGGCCUGGCACAGCCCUGGAGUACCUGGCAGAGGAUUUGGGGCCUGCUGGGCAACUACUUGUGGACCUCGAGAAAGCCCUGGGCUGCACCGGGCCCCAGGAUGGUGAGGUCAGGCCGUGCCUGCUGCAGCUCCAGAGGCAGCCACAGCCCUUCCUCGCCCUCCUGCGCAGCCUGGAUACCCCAGCCGGCAAGGCCCUGCACCUGGCAGCACUGAGAAUCCUGGUGCAGCUGGUGGACUUCCCUGAGGCCCUGUUGCUGCCCUGGCAUGAGGCCUUGGACGCGUGCGUGGCCUGCCUGAAGUCCCCCAGCACGGACUAUGAGGUGCUCCAGGAACUCAUCGUCUUCCUACACCGCCUGACCUCGGGGAGCAGAGACUAUGCUGUGGUGCUGAACCAGCUGGGAGCCCAGGAUGCCAUCUCCAAGGCCCUGGAGAAGCACCCGGGAAAGCUGAAGUCCGUUCCAGAGCUCCGGGAUGCCCUGUCCAAGUGUGAGAAGCACACACACCUCUACUGGAGCCUCACCACCAACAUCCUGGGCGGCUGCAUCCAGAUGGUGCUGGGCCAGAUCGAAGACCACAGAAGAACCCACCAUCCCAUCAAUAUCCCCUUCUUUGAUGUGUUCCUCAGAUAUCUGUGCCAGGGCUCCAGCGUGGAUGUGAAGGAGGACAAGUGCUGGGAGAAGGUGGAGGUGUCCUCCAACCCACACCGGGCCAGCAAGCUGACGGACCGCAACCCCAAGACCUACUGGGAGUCCAGCGGCAGCACCGGCUCCCACCACAUCACCUUGCACAUGCGCCAGGGUGUCUGUGUGAGGCUGCUGACUCUGCUGGUGGCCAGAGAGGACGCGAGUUACAUGCCAGCACUGGUGGCAGUGUAUGGGGGCAACACCACCAGCUCUCUUAACACGGAACUCAACUCGGUGAACGUGAUGCCCUGUGCCAGCCGGGUCACCCUGCUGGAGAACCUGACCCACUUCUGGCCCAUCCUCCAAAUCCGCAUAAGGCGCUGCCAGCAGGGUGGCAUUGACACACGCAUCCGGGGUGUGGAGGUCCUGGGCCCCAAGCCCACUUUCUGGCCGGCAUUCCGGGAGCAGCUGUGUCGCCACACACGUCUCUUCUACAUGGUUCGCGCACAGGCCUGGAGCCAGGACAUAGCUGAGGACCGCAGGAGCCUCCUGCAUCUGAGUUCCAGACUCAAUGGGGCUCUGCGCCAUGAACAGAAUUUUGCUGAUCGCUUCCUCCCUGACGAGGAGGCUGCCCGGGCACUGGGAAAGACCUGCUGGGAGGCCCUGGUCAGCCCCUUGGUGCAGAACAUCACCUCGCCUGAUGAGGACGGCGUGAGUGCCCUGGGCUGGCUGUUGAACCAGUACCUGGAAUGUCGCGAGUCUGCCCACAACCCUCAGAGCCGCGCGGCCGCCUUCUCGUCACGUGUGCGUCGCCUCACCCACCUACUGGUGCACGUGGAGCCCUGCGAGCCUGCAGUAGCCCCUUGGCCCAAGGGUGGAAGCGGAAGCCAUGACUGGGGCUCCACAGCCCCCCGAAGCCUCCCGGGCAGCAUCCUGAGGAACCUGACACGCUGCUGGCGUGCUGUGGUGGAGGAGCAGGUGAACACCUUCCUGGCCUCGCACUGGCGGGAUGAUGACUUCGUCCAGCGCUAUUGUGAACGUGUCCACAACCUGCAGAAGUCUAGCUCUGAGCUGUUCGGGCCUCGGGCCACCUUCCUGCUGGCACUACAGAGCGGCUGUGCUGGGGCCCUGCUGCAGCUGCCCUUCCUCAGAGCCGCACAUGUGAGCGAACAGUUUGCGCGGCACAUCGACCAGCGGAUCCAGGGCACCCGGGUCGGGGGUGCCCAGGGCAUGGAGACGCUGGCACAGCUGCAGAGGUCCCUGGAAGCCGCCCUUGUUUUCUCUGGUCUGGAAGUGGCCACCACCUUUGAACAUUACUAUCAGCACUACAUGGCCGACCGUCUGCUGAGCUUGGGCCCCAGCUGGCUGGAGGGGGCCGUGCUGGAGCAGAUCGGCCCCUGCUUCCCCAACCGCCUCCCCCAGCUGAUGUUGCGGAGCCUUCGCACCUCAGAGGAGCUGCAGCGCCAGUUCCAUGUCUACCAGCUGCAGCGGCUCGAUGAAGAACUGUUGAAGCUGGAAGACACAGAGAGGAAACUGCAGUUGAACUUUGUGCCAGUUCAGGUGGGCCGAGAGACCGGUGGCCAGGAGCCUGAGCGUGAGCAGGAGGAGGACACGAGGGCAGCCGCAACUGCAGCUAUAGCAGAGGAUGAGGAGGAAGAGAACGAGGAUCUCUACUAUGAAGGGGUGAUGCCAAAAGUGUCUGUGCUCGUCCUGUCCCCACGCUGCUGGCCUGUCACCUCCAUAUGCCACACGCUGAACCCCAAAACCUGCCUGCCCUCCUACCUGAGGGGAACCUUGAACCGAUACUCCAACUUCUACCACAAGAGCCAGACCCAGCCUGCCCCAGAGGGAGGUCCGCAUCGGCGGCUGCAGUGGACAUGGCUGGGCCGUGCUGAGCUGCAGUUUGGGGACCAGACCUUGCAUGUGUCCACCGUGCAGAUGUGGCUGCUGCUGAAUUUUAACAAUCUGAAGGUGGUGUCCGUGGAGAGCCUGCUGGCGCACUCAGAGCUCCCCCCUCACCUGCUGCAUCGAGCGAUCGGGCCUCUCACGUCCACUCGAGGCCCCCUGGACCUGCAAGAGGAAGACGAUAUCCCAGGAGGGGUGCUCAAGAUUCGAGAUGAUACUGAGGAAGCCAGGCCAAGGUGGGGCAGUGUGUGGCUCAUCCCACCGCAGACAUACCUGGAGGCGGAGGAUGAAGAGGGCCGCAGCCUGGAGAAGAGGCGGAACCUGCUGAACUGCUUGGUUGUACGGAUGCUCAAGGCCCAUGGCGAUGAGGGGCUACACAUUGACCGGCUUGUCUGCCUGGUGCUGGAGGCUUGGCAGAAGGGCCCGUGCCCGCCCCAGCUUUUGAUCAGCAGCCUUGGCAAGGGAGCCACAUGCAGCAGCACCGAUGUCCUCUCCUCUAUCCUGCACCUGCUGGGCAAGGGCACGUUGAGGCGCCACGAUUCCCGGCCGCAGGUGCUAUCCUAUGCCGUCCCUGUGACCGUGGUGGAGCCCCACACCGAGUCCCUAAGUCCAGGCUCCUCAGGCCCCAACCCACCCCUCACCUUCCACACUCUGCAGAUUCGCUCCCGGGGUGUCCCCUAUGCCUCCUGCACUGACACCCUCAGCUUCUCCACCUUCCGGUAACCCUGGGCUGAGGUUUUAUUUGUGGAAAUAAAUCAAGAAGGAAUUUGUGGGGUCUGUUUGGUG
Molecule: messenger RNA, 5472 nt
Organism: Fukomys damarensis (Damara mole-rat)
Lineage: Eukaryota; Metazoa; Chordata; Mammalia; Rodentia; Bathyergidae
Gene: Cul7
Product: cullin 7
Exons: 26
Coding region: 361-5409 (1682 amino acids)
Biological process (GO): ubiquitin-dependent protein catabolic process
Cellular component (GO): Golgi apparatus
Molecular function (GO): ubiquitin protein ligase binding
Source: RefSeq, a predicted model, not a curated record